This is a messenger RNA of Astrephomene gubernaculifera, 1998 nucleotides long. NCBI's taxonomy places the organism in Eukaryota, Viridiplantae, Chlorophyta, Chlorophyceae, Chlamydomonadales, Astrephomenaceae. The record is from the annotation of a GenBank genome assembly.
AGCAAGCGCAACUGCCGUACAAUGUAGAUGGCGGCAAUGUAUCGUUUCGCAGACGCUCGCAUCAUGUUGUUUCACAAUUAGGACCAUGGCGCAGCUAGGUGCCCAUGCUAAUGGGCGCUGCGCUCGGCGCUGCUUUCAGGCCUCCCGACCAUACCCAGUUCAUUUCCAUCCCCACCCAACGACCCAUAUCCACCGACAACUCGCUUCUUCCUACGUUGAACCUAUUAAACACCAAUCUGAUUUUUCACCACUGCUCGCUGCGCACGAGCCUCGAAAAGCAAUGAUGCGAACUUCUGCAGCGGCUUCCCCCGACGCUGCACCAGCUGAGGCCGCGAGCGAGCCGUCUUACAUCUGUACCAGCGUUACAGCAACGACGGUGGAUGCUUUCCUCGCGGAGAUUCAGGAGGCGGCUGCCAGCGGUGUGGACAUCAUCGAACUGCGCCUGGAUUUCCUCACGGAUUUUGACCCCGAGAAGCACCUGCAGCUCAUCAUGAGCUCUUGUCCCCUGCCGUACAUCGUCACCUAUAGGCCUGUGUGGGAAGGUGGCAAGUACGACGGACCGGAGCCGGAGCGCCUUGCCGUACUCAAGAUGGCGGCACUGAUGGGGGCGCCGUACAUCGACGUGGAGUUCAAAGCCUCGCCGUACUUCUUCGCAGACCGUCACGAGGUGCCCCUCUCCACGCGCGUCAUCCUCUCCUACCACGACUUCCAGCAGACCCCCUCCGCCGCCACCUUGUCGCAGCUGGCGGCCGCCAUGAGGGCGGGCGGGGCGGACAUCGUGAAGCUGGCGGCCAUGGCCAAUGAUGUGGGUGAUGCGGUGCGCAUGCUGGACCUGCUGAGGAAGAAGGAUGGCCCCAUGAUCGCGCUCUCCAUGGGCGAGAAGGGUCAGAUUGUACGGCUGCUCGCUGCCAAGUACGGCGGCUACCUCACCUUCGCUGCCAUGUCUCCGGAGCGCGCCUCCGCCCCCGGGCAGCCCGACAUCGGCAAGCUGGUGGAGCUGUACGGCUACCGGCGGCAGGGCAGCCGUACGAAACUGUACGGCAUCAUCGGCAACCCCGUGUCGCACAGCAAGAGCCCGCUCAUACACAACACGGCGUUCCAGCACAUUGGCUACGACGGUGUGUACGUGCCGCUGCUGGUGGACGACCUGGGUCGGCUGCUGGGGGCGCUGCAGGAGCACCCGGACUGGGCGGGGUUCAGCGUAACCAUCCCGCACAAGGAGGCCGCCCUGCGCCUCUCCUCCUCCGUGGACCCCGUGGCCGCCCAGAUCGGCGCAGUCAACACGCUGGUACGGCAGCCCGACGGCAGCUACCGCGGCUACAACACCGACUGGCUGGCGGCCAUUGGGGCGAUUGAGCGGGCGGUGGCGGCGAGGGAGGGGGCGGCGGGAGCAGCUAGCAGCAGCAGUGUGGGAAGUGGGGAGCAGCAGCAGCAAGGGGAGGCUGGUGUGUCGCCGCUGUGUGGGAAGACGGUGGUGGUGAUUGGGGCGGGCGGAGCGGGGCGGGCGCUGGCGUUCGGCGCGGCGACAAAGGGUGCUCGUGUCAUAAUCGCCAACCGCAACCGCGAGCGGGCCGACCAGCUGGCAGCAGCACUCAACGCAGCAGCCGCAGCUGCAGCUGCCUCCUCCUCCACCUCCUCGGGCUCCUCCGAAACUCCCAUCGACACCGCCUCCGCCCCGUCUUCUUCUUCCUCUUCCGCCCCAGCAGCAGCAGCAGCAGCAGCAGCAGUUGCCGCCUCCUGCAGUUGGGAGGAGCUGGUGUCGGGGCGGGUGGUGGGCGACGUGCUUGCCAACAGCACCAGUGUGGGCAUGGCGCCGCGGCAGGAAGAGAGCCCGGUGCCGGCAGAGGUGGCGGCGCAGUUUCCCGUUGUGUUCGAUGCGGUGUACACGCCGCUGCACACCCGGCUGCUGCGCGAUGCGGCCGCCGGCGGGGCCACCCCCGUAGACGGGUUGCAGAUGUUUGUGGGUCAGGCGCUAGAGCAGUUCCGGCUGUUCACGGG